Besnoitia besnoiti is the source of this 2259-nucleotide messenger RNA. Its product is annotated as DEAD (Asp-Glu-Ala-Asp) box polypeptide DDX3X. Bases 1 to 2259 code for a protein of 752 amino acids. The transcript is spliced from 2 exons. Gene Ontology annotation, cellular component: nucleus. Gene Ontology annotation, molecular function: ATP binding; RNA helicase activity; RNA binding. The record is from RefSeq and is a predicted model, not a curated record. Lineage: Eukaryota; Apicomplexa; Conoidasida; Eucoccidiorida; Sarcocystidae.
AUGGACUCUCAGCAUCACCUUCCGCCGGCAGCAGUAGAUAACGCUGUCGGGUCUCGCGGGGUUGGCGGCCAGGCCGCAGCGCUGCAGCAACAGCCGAAGAGAUAUGUCCCUCCGCACCUUCGAAAUCGCGCACAUCCGCAGGAGCAGUCGUAUCCGGCCUCUGGCGUAGGAGGGGGGGGAGGAGGCGUGAGCGGGUAUCCAGAGUUUCCUGCGUCGUCGAAUGCUCACCAGCAGCAACAGCAGCAGGGUCAGGCGGCUACCUACUCUCCGCGUGACCGUGGCAACUACUCUAGCACUACCCCCGGCGCCAGCAAUGGCUUAGGCGGCCAGGGGCACCAACAGGGGCGCCGCUAUGUUCCGCCGGCCUCCGGGGACCGUUUCAGCUGCUUAGGGACAGGCGGCGGGCGCUACACGCCGCCCAACAGCGGAUACACCGCGCAGGGCGCCCAGGGGGAGUUCCAUGGAAACGCAGGGGGGGCAGGCGCGUAUAAUGCGCGCGCCGCCGCCAUGCAGCAAGGUGUGAGCGGCGUCUCGCACGCUUCGCGGUCGAUGCGCGCGAGCGCGACGGGCACAGGCUGGGACGUGAGAGACGGUCGCCGGUAUGUGCCUGAAAAGGAGAAGGACGUGUUUAGCAGCGAGAAGAUGCAAAGCACGGGCAUCAAAUUCGAUUCGUACGACAAAGUUCCAGUUGAGUUGAAGGGCCGCGGCGCCGAGCACAUUCUCGCUAUCGAGUCCUUCCAGACCCCGGGCAUGCAAAUCCACCCGCUCCUUCUCCAAAACGUCGCGCGCGUGAAGUACACAAAGCCCACACCGAUCCAAAAGAACUCGAUUCCGACGAUUUUGUCAGGCCGUGAUUUGAUGGCGUGUGCACAGACCGGCUCGGGGAAAACCGCAGCUUUUCUGUACCCGAUCAUUGCGCGCAUGCUCCAAGACGGACCCCCCCUUCUGCCUCCGCAGGCCGCGGCGGGAGGCGGGUCGGGCUACAGGAAGCCGCCGGCGUACCCCAUCUGCCUCGUCCUCUCGCCCACCCGCGAGUUAGCCAUGCAAAUCUACGAGGAAGCUCGCAAGUUCCAGUUCGGCACUGGCGUGCGGACGGUCGCUGUCUACGGCGGCAGCGAUGUCAAGCGCCAGCUCAUCGACCUGGAUGGUGGCUGCGAUAUCUGCGUCGCCACGCCAGGCAGACUCGUCGAUCUUCUCGAGCGGCGAAAGGUCCGUCUCGGGUUGGUUCAGUUUUUUGUGUUGGACGAAGCAGAUCGCAUGCUGGACAUGGGUUUCUUGCCACAGAUCAAGCUCAUUGUGGAGAGCUUUGACUUGCCGCCGUCGCCGGCGCCGCACACGACAGGCUAUCCGUCUCUCGGGGGAGGCGACAACGGCUCUGGCCGGCGCGUGGGUCGGCAAACAGUUAUGUUUAGUGCGACGUUCCCCCGCGAGAUUCAAAUGCUGGCGAAGGACUUUUUGGAGGACUACAUUUACCUUGCAGUUGGUCGCGUGGGUAGCACCAACGAGUUCAUUCGCCAGCGUCUGCAGUACGCGGACGAAGAUCAGAAGCUGAAGUUGCUCGUCAAGUUGCUCCGCGAAACUGAGAAGGGUCUGACCAUCAUUUUUGUGGAAACGAAGCGCAAGGCAGAUAUGAUUGAAGACUACCUCGUCGACGAGGACUUCCCUGCAGUCUCCAUCCACGGCGACCGCACGCAGCAGGAACGUGAAGAGGCGCUGCGGCUGUUCAAGGCCGGAAAGUGCCCGAUCCUCGUCGCCACAGAUGUAGCCGCGCGAGGCUUGGAUAUCUCCAACGUCACGCACGUGAUCAACUUUGACCUCCCCACCAACAUCGACGACUACGUCCAUCGUAUCGGUCGUACUGGGCGCGCAGGCAACCUCGGACUGGCGACCUCGUUCGUCAACGAGUGCAACAAGCCGAUUCUCCGCGACCUGCUCAACCUGCUUGAGGAGGCGAAGCAAGACAUUCCUUCCUUCUUGCCGCCUCUCGUGCUCUCGUGCACGUCCUCCUCCUCGCGCAUGGGCGGGGGCCGCGGGGGCCGGGGAGGCCGCGGCGGCGGCGGGUCGUUCGGCGGCAGCCGCCAAGGCGGUCACGGCAGCAUGGGCAACUCGGGAGGCGCGCGAUCCGGCGCGAUGCCCAUGGGCGACGCGAGAAUGCCUACAGCGGACUGGCGCACUGGCGCAGCGGGCAGCCGGCCCAUGGGAGGCUUCCGCGCUGCCGUUAUGAGCGGAGACCGCGCUGGAGGCAUGGAUGCCUGGUAG